UCGUGUUUCUUCUCUCGCCGAGAAAGACGCGUUUGCUCCACAAAGUGUUGGGGAUGUCCGCUAAACUUUGGUAUUCACGGGGAGAACUUGGCUGUAUGUCCACACGACACUUGCACAAAGCACGAUCACUCUGAGCAAGAUCAGUAUUUGUACGCAGAACCAUUGAACUGUGAGUAUUGUAUUGUGUUUAGUUCUCACAGAGAAGUAAAAUGCUCGAGCUGAAAGAUUGGUCGGUCAUUCAAUUUAAUUUCCAAAAAGCCCAAGCAGCCCGGAAAGUUAUUCUUAAGGUUGUAUAAGCUUACCAGAAGAAGUGAAAUAACAACACUGGUUCCCCCUUUACGCAAAGGUAAACUCUAUAUUAUAGAUGUGUUCGGGGAAUUUGGCACAUUUUCCAUAGCGCCAUUACAAGACUUCCUUUUCUUUGCAGCCACUGUCUUGGUUGAUCACUAACCCAUUGUUUUAGAGUUUAAAACAGAAUAUUCAUUAAAAUAUUUAACACAAGCCGGAGAAUGAACUCUCUUAAUUUGCGGCGUUUCCGAGUUCCGGGUAGCAUAAUAUUUUCACGAAGAGGAUAAUUCUUGACAAUCUCCAGUUACUAUUGGUUGUCAUAUUGGUACUAAAUUUCGCGGGCACUUUUUCGCAAGAAAAAAGGUCGGCAUAUUUUGCGAAAUUCAUGAUUUGGGUGCAAAAUCAUUUUCAAUUUCGCAAAAAUUUCAAAAACGCAUUUCUCCGACAAUUUGAUUACACGUUAGAACAAAACAAAAAUGUAGAAAUCAUAUUGUGCUUGAUGCUAUUUUCUAACAUAUUUACAUACAUCGAAGCUGUAAGACAAAAGUUAAAAUAAUAAGUUCUAAAUCAUCUUCGUCUUGGUCUUAAAAAAACAAACAAACAAAAUGAAAAGGUUAAAGUUUGUAGGGAUGGGAUUUCGUGGGGCUUAUAUGUUGCAAAAUUAAAAAGAACAAUAAGGCAUUUUGAUUCAAUUGUUCGCUAUAGCUUUCGGUUGUCGCUAAUUCCCCAUCAGUUUGGCUAAUUCCUUUGGCUUAAAAUUAGCCACAGUGGCUUGUGCCCUCAAGACCCUAGCGCACACAGGGCAUCCAACUAAGGUGAUAGCAACUACUCUUUAGCAAAAUAAUAGCUCAGGUUCUUUGACAAAUUUCAAAUUGAACAAGGAAAAAAGCAGAAUCACCCCUCUCAACAAAACGCUCAAAAUACCACACAAGAGAGAGAGAUCAGCAAACCUGUGCGAGGUGGACUAGGAAAAUCCUAGGAUAACCUAGGAAUAUCCUAGGAUAUCCUAGGAUUUUAAUCCUAGGAAUUCCUAGGAAAUCCUAAGAAAAACCUAGGAAUGAGGUGUGAAAUUUCACGGUAAAUUGGGACAAAACAAACAAGAGUUUCCUAAGAUUUUCCUAGGAAUUCCUAGGAAAUUCUUAAGAUUUUCUUAGGAAUUCCUAGGAAGAAAAUUGCUUGUAAAGCCUAAGAAUUCCUAGGAUUUUGCUAGGAUUGCAAUAUAGAAUAGAGCAAUAUAGAGGAAAUGAUAAACACUAAACCACAUACAAUGAAAACAUUCUUUUUAUUCAAAGUUUACUGUAGGUGCAUCACAUUUUCUUGCAGGUUAAUUGUAAAUACAAACAUACAUUAGAACUUACAUAAACAAGACUAUUGUCUAUUUGUGCAAAAUCUUGGACUUAGAAAACCAGUCCCAUGUAUUCCAGCACAACUAAUAUAUGUGGGUCCGGUUUGGAUAGUUUUAUGUUUAAAAUAAUCUAACCUCAUUCAAACAACCCUAGUGCCUCAGUAUAAAACAAAAUGGAAGCAAAAUGGCAUAGGAAAAAAGUAUUCUAGCUACAUUAUAAUAGGCAUCUUUGUAUAGUCAUAGUUUAUAACUUUGUAUAUUCAGAUAAGAAGCUAGAAGCCUAAAGCAUGAAAAGAUAACUAGGUUCUUCAUUUGCAGGGUUUUACUGUGAUCAGAAUAUUAAAAAUAAUAACUUAUCUGGACAAGAACCACUUACAGUAAUAUUGGAUAUUCGAAACAAAUACCUGGACAAAUUUUUAGGUGCAAGACUGAUUACUAGGUUUUCACUAAGCUAAGUUAGCCAAUUUUGUGCUUCAAGCAACAGUUUAUAAAGCAUAGAAACUUUAUAUGUAAGCAGUGAAUUUGUGUAUCAGUUUGAAAAGUUUUUAUUCGAUUCUUGCUAUUCACGCAUUGAUACGUUCCUUGUACCUCAAAUUUCUUUCUUUUCUGGCUUUGCAACUCGGGCACAUUUUGCUAUCUCCAUCAUAAUGUCCUGCAAAGAUAUUAAGAGAAACACAUAAGAAGGUAGUAGUGUUAAGAAGAAAAGAAUCACAAAACACAUCUAGUUCGAAAAGUCCGCUCACAUACGAUGAUUAUAUGCUAAAGUUGAUCGCAGAAAUCACAUUUAUUAUAGGUAACUUUCACGUGACGUCACAGCCAUAUCCAAUUACCAUGUCCGCCAUUACUGUGCCCCUCAGCAGUAAGGAAAUGUAUGUAAAGUAAUGUCAUUUCUGUAGUGUUUUCUAAUUUUCUCGUCAAAAAGUGCUUGUUUAGACCCGCAAAUGUCAGUACCAGUAUUGUCGAAAUAUGCUACAUCACUAGAGGGUAAUAUAAAGAAUCAUUACAUCCAGAAAAUCGGCAUCGAUCCAGCUACUAUUCCCGAUGAAGAACUGAAUCCUGAGUGUUUACCGCCAAUAGAGCAGUCGGACUUGUUUAGUUUCUUGGUUUUGGAAACAAGUCAUUAUACUAACGACCAGUUCAAGAACUAUAAAAGUCUUGAAGCAUACAACCAAGUGGUUUCUGGGUUUGUAGCGUCCGUGAAGGGAAGAAUUGUUUCUGACAAGUAUGUAGUCGUAGCCAAAGUUCGCCAUUCUCAACGAAUGAAUGAUCCUCUCGUCGAUAUCUGGCUCAUUACAGGAAAGGAUGGAAGAAUUUUCUCCGCUCAUUGCCUGGGCUGUAAGGCAGGACUAGCGGAAUCGUGUUCACACAUUGCCAGUGUCUUAUUUUAUAUCGAAUGCUGGACUCGAAUCAACGGAAAGCUGGCUUGUACGCAAGUAAAAUGCUCAUGGCUCCUUCCAACUUAUGUAAGUAAUGUGACCUAUGCUAGGGCAAAAGAAAUCGAUUUUUCUUCUGCUAAAAAGUUAAAAGAAAAACUUGACGAUAACAUUGAAUCUUUUAAUGAAUAUUCUCAAUCUCGAACUGUUGGAGACGCAACGAACAAGAUCACGACCCCUAGCGUUUCAGCGGAGGAUGUGUCGGAGUUUUACAAAAAGCUGAAUCAGUGUGAAACAAAAGCUUCAAUAUUAAGUUUGAUCGACCCAUAUGCCAAUCAAUUUAUUUCAAAAAGCAGAAACAUUCCAGUUUUAACAGAUCUUUAAGAAUCAAGUAAUUUAGAUCUGAAAUACCCCGAACUUUUACGGAAAUGUUUAGAAAUUAAGAUAAACAUUUCAGACGAAGAGAUUGACAUCGUCGAACAGGACACGCGCACUCAAGCUAAAAGUCCAGGAUUUUUUAGGCAUCGUGGCAGAAUUGGAGCCUCUGUCUGUGGUGCUGUGUUCCAUGGAAAUCUUGCACAGCCUUCUCAAAAUCUAAUUCAGUCUAUCUGCUAUCCGCAUCUAUUUAAAAUAAACAACAAGGCAACCAAACAUGGUUGUAAAUACGAGGAACAAGCUAUCAAAAGUUAUGAACACCACAUGAAAUCGCUACACACCAACUUUCAAAUUAAAAGAUGUGGACUUUUCAUAAACAAAGACUUUUCUUUUAUACAUGCUACACCAGAUUUUCUAAUAUCGUGUGACUGCUGUGGAUUGGGCUGCGGGGAAGUUAAAUGCCCCAUUUCCGACACAAAUGGUAACUUCAACGAAUACAGCCUGAAAGCAAGCUCUUGCCUCGAAAAUGUGAAUGGAGUAUUAAAGUUAAAGAAAUCCCACAACUAUUACUAUCAGGUACAGCAGCAGCUAUUUACAUUGCCUGAUCGAAAGUAUUGUGACUUUGUUGUUUUUGCCAUUGAUUCUGAUGGGAACUCACAUGUUUUAUGUGAUCGAAUCAACCCUGACCCAUCCCACUCAAGCGGUGUUAUGAAAAAGAUCGAAACAUUUUGGAGAAUUUGCAUUCUUCCAGAAAUGCUUGGAAGAUGGUACACCAGACGGUGUGAUCUACCUGAAAGCAAACUCAUUGAUAAUGUCAUAUGUUUUUGUAGGGGACAGCCUAAUGAUGACAUUGUAUCCUGUACCAAUGCUGACUGUCCAUAUGGACAAUUCCAUACUAAAUGCCUUUCUUUACAUAAUGUGAAAAUGCCAAAGCAAUGGUACUGCCCUCACUGCUGUAAACUACCACAGCUCAAAAAACGGGCAAAGGCUAAAGUUGCACCAUCUCAGGUAAACCAGGCUGCUAUGUUAAAAACUACAAUUUGUAUCUGUAAUGAAAAGGCAACCAUGACUGAUAGACUCAUUGAGUGCCACAAUGUAAACUGCAGCAAUGGAAAUUUCUUCCAUCUGAAAUGCUUGGGGUUGAAAAGAAUGCCUAACAAUUCCAAGACAACAUGGCUAUGUAAUAUCUGCCGAGGAAAAAAGGGCAACACAAUGCCUUGUGAUAAACCUACCACUUCUACUUCUACAACACCUAUUACAAAUCCUAAAUCACCUGCAACAACAUCAAACUUAUCAGAUGAUGAUGAUAAUGAUAGUGAAGAUGAAAUAGAAAUUACAAAAGUGUCAACUAGUUCUGGUUCUGUUAACAAGUAUGCUAUUCUGGCUAAUUUAAACAAUGCAGAUUAUGACAUCAUUAGUGAUCCUGCUGGAUGGCUUACUAGUGACAUUAUCCAAUAUGCUCAAGUCCUGAUAAAAGAAGUUAACCCAGCAAUUGAGGGCUUACAACGACCAACUCUUGGAAGAGUCAGAAACUUUGAUGUAGUGUCUAGUGAAUUUAUUCAGAUUCUACACACUAGAAGUGAUCACUGGGUCUGUGUUAGCUCACUGGGCUGUCCACCUGGAUAUGUUCACCUGUAUGAUAGUUUAUAUCAUGAUGUUAUAAGUCAAGAAAUAGAGGAACAAACCAAUGACCUCCUAGGUGGAAGUUUGAUUAGUUUAGAUUUUGUACCCGUCCAGCAACAGAGCAAUGGUAGUGACUGUGGGGUUUUUUCUAUUGCAUUUGCCACAUGUUUAGCUUUUGCUACUAAUCCAAGUCACUUUACUUUUGACAUUCCCAAAAUGCGCUCACACUUAUUAUCAUGUCUCAAAGAUGAGACAAUUAGCAUGUUUCCAUCCUUCUAAUUUCUUGAUAAAUUUUGUAAUUAGAGUGCAAACAAUGCAGCCAUUGAGCUAUCCACAAAACCUGUCUAGUAAUACUAAAUAGUGCGAUCUGUUGUUUACUAUCCUUAAUUAGCACUAUUCUGCAAUAUUUAAUCCUUUUUAUUUUGCAGUUAAAUUGUUUUCAAUCUAAAUGCAGUAAAAAUCACUGAAUUUUGUAAAUAACAAAACAUAUUUGCAUGUCCAUUGGUGUAAAAUAAUGUAAAAUCAUUCACAAUGAUACAUAAAAUUUACAAUAAUUUGCCAUAGAAUUUACCAGAGACAUGAAAUUAAGCAAUAUUGUCAUGUUUUGAAAUAAUUUUGCUAAAUAUUGAAAUUAUUUUGUUCCUGUUCUUAAUAUUAUAUUGACAAUGUGCAAGAUGACUUUAGAUAUAUAAAUAAUAUUUGAUUCAAAAAUUCAACAAUCUUGUUGUUGCUUUUUAGUUUAAAACCAGUCACUAUGAGUUUGUUAUUUGCCAACUUAGACAUGCAUUUACAUCAUAGAUUUUUAAAUGAUUAACACUUGUUUACAAAAAAAACUUUUUGUUAACAUAACAUGUAUCUUUGCUGUUUUAGAUCACCUGAUAAGCAGCUAAAUAAUUUUGUCCAAUAGCGCGAUAACACUUAAACCAUGAAAUAACUAAAAUAUGUCUACUAUUAACUAUAGAGACAAAUAGUAGCAAAAUCCUUUGUUUUCUAUUGCUUAAUUAGUACUAUUUGUACUUUUUAGUUAGUCCUUGUUUCACAGUUUCAGUGCUAUUGCUUUAGUUAGAAUGAUUUACAUUAACCUUUGAUAUAAAGUAUGGUGAGUAGCUGUACAAAUAAAAGAACACAAAUGGAUCUAAGGUAUAUUACCUCAGAAUGUAUUAAUAGGUUAAUGAAAACCACUCUAUUAAUAAAUAUCAAUAAUUAUUUACAAUAGCAACAAUGUAUAUGCUGAAAGUAAUCAAGUAGUCCAAAAAUGGAUUUAGGUAUUUUGGCCAGAGGUAAGUGGUUGAUCUUUAGUCUAGUACAUAAUUCUUGCACUCCCCUUGUGAAAAUAUUUUCCAGGAUCCUGUAAGAUUCUAUAGGGAUCCCAAACAGGAUUCUGUCCAGGAUUAGGAUUUACCAAAGUCUUAGAGUCCCACAGGAUCUUGAUAGGAUGAUUAAAGAUCCAAUAUCUACUAGGAUUCUGGGAAAGAUUUCCACCAGGGUAUUGUCUUAGAAAACAAUAAAAAUUCAUUUAAACUAGCUAAUCAAAUGGUACUAUUGAUGGGCAAAAAUUUACAAGGGCUGAACAAACUCUUAGAAUACGGUCUAUUAUGGGUACCUGGUUUUCUGUGGGACCGUUCUGGUCACAACUCAAGAAUUUAGUGGGGAGUGUUCCUUCUAAUAUAGUAUAUUUCCUUCGUAGUAGACCUAUCACUCGCUCCACAUGGAUCCUCACAUUCGCUAUGCCUCUUGAACGCUCUACAUCUACUGGGUGCAGCUGAGCUUUUCCUUUGGUGAAUGCAGGAAUCACUAGCUUUCCUUGCUUCAAACCAACACUCUCAGAAAUUGUAAAUCCUCUAUCUGCCAUUAUAGUAUCUCCUGGUAUCAAUUUUUCUAGGAUUCCACAGUUCUCAGUCAGAAAUUUAUCUGAUGUUCUUCCUCCCCAAGCCUCAGAAACAAAUGAGAUAGUGCCUUGGGGUGUGAUUCCAAUCAAAAUCUUAACAGUGUUGUGGUUCUUAUAUGAAGAAAAGGUCUGAGCUCUGGCCAUAAGGUUUGUUGGUUUCUCAAUAAAAACUUCGAAACAAUCAAUUAUUACAGUAACCUUACGACCAAAGGUGUACUGAAAACACAUUGGCAUAGUUUUCCACAGCUGUUCCCUUGCAGGCCAAUGAAUGAAGCAAGACAGCCUCGAGUCCAUUGCAUGUAUCCAUGAGGUGAAUAUCCUUGACACACUUGUUAAGGACACCUCAAAACGGUAUGCGAAGUCUUGAAAUGGUACAUUUAACCGUAACUUCAUCAAAACAAUGAUAAAUUCUUGAAAGCUGUUCAAGCUGGUUAAAUCUGAUCGUCGUGAUACGUACGGGCUUACAUGUUCAAACACUACCAUUAGUAUAUCAAACGAAGACAAUCCAGUGUAAAAACGAACUUUAUCUGGAGAUUGGAAGAAGUCUUUAUCUGGAGCUUGAUAUACAGAGUUCUUAAACAAAUAAUUGAUUUCUUGAGUCUGCAUUCCUCUAUUUCUCCUGCCUUCAGAAACUACUUCAAAGUCCUCCGUUGAAGUGGAACGAUCAAUCAUUUCGUGGACGACUGUUUGAAUUCCCUUCUCUGUCUCGUCGCUGUCAAAAUAUUCAUAACUUGUACUGCCACAAGCUUCGUCAGAAUGAGCGUCUAGGCCUGAAACAUCUUCAGUAGAUGUGCUAGCAAUAGCAAAAUCUAUGUUUUGCACAGUCAGACCAGUUUGUUCCAGCUCUUUUCUCUUCUUAGCUGCUUCGAUUUGUUGACGCUCGAUGCUUCUCUUCCUGCGCUCCUUGGCCCUUUCAGCCUUCAAACUCGCUUCUUCUUUUUGUUUAUCGACUGUAGGCUGCUUCGCUUGUGGCUUUCCAAGGUUUAGAGUUGGCACCCAGUCGAUGUGAUAUCUAUCCCAAGAGGCUGCUGCUUUUCCAGUCACAAAAUGUAACCCACAUACUCGUUCACUGUCGAGGAUUCUCUUCGUCUCUGUAUCGCCUCGACUUAUUGCUGAAAUCCAGCGCCUUCUUCUCUCUCUAGUGAGUUCUUCGUGCUCUUCUCCUUGAUUUGAUACAAUCUUGGGUAUUGUAUGAAAGCUAACACGACUUUUUCCGCUUUUAGAAGCACAUCCAACCACUAUACAAUGAACCAUAUUGAGUAAAAGUACUAUAUAUCUCUGUUUGUUUACGCUUGAGGGGCACAGUAAUGGCGGAUAGCAACCGUUGUCAAGUGCGGUGUCACGUGGGUGAAAGUCAAGAAUUGAUCCUAUUACAUUAUAAAGCCCAUUGCACACUAACCUUGCAAACCACUGCAAUCCAUGUUCUGCUCAUCAAGUUCUUAAAAUAGGUGAAUUUCGCGUAGAAAAGACGGGAGUAAACGGCUAUUUGUUUGGAGGUUAUGAUAAUGGCGUUCGUUCGACCGUUAUGGUUUUGCGCCUUGGGCCCAAGCCCCUCUCGGCCACUAAAGCAAAGGACGCCCGGUACAUUUUCAAUUUACGGUCUUCUAUCUGCAAAGCAGGACUUCUUUUCUUAUAAUCUCAAGAAGCAUUUCUAUUAGAAACAAUAUAUAUUAUGUCGAAAUCAGAUCUAAGAUUUUAAAACAAUUAUCACCCUUCGUAUUUUUCUUUUCAAUGUAGUACUAAUUCUGAAAAAAAGUACACCUCAUAAAACUCGUGUUCGAGUCCAAUGCCUGUCUUUGAUUACGUUUCUUAUUGUUGUAGUAUAACUUACAAAAGUAUGCUGAGGCCUGUUCUUGUGAUAAAAAUGUUCGUUUAGGAUUUCCUUAGAAUUUCCUACGAGUUCCUAAAUAUUUUAGAAUGCUUCAAAUCUUCUUUUUAAGAAUUCCUAAGAUUUCCUAAUCCCAAUUAUUCUGAUUUUCUGGUCUACUGCUUAUACUAGGAAAUCCUAGGAAUUUUUAGGAAGUUUAAUCAUAUUUUGUUAACACCUUUAGAUCAAACUUAGGAAAUCUUAGGAAAUUCCUAAAAGAAAUUGGGUUCCAAAACUCACUGGGGACAUGGAGACAUUUAUAUUCUACCGCACUGUCGUGGGCGAUUUUCGAGAUUUUACUCGUACUUUAAUUCUGGUCGCGUGAUCUGAUCGCAUGUCUCAAAAGCCUGCCUGCCUUUACUUCUUUUUAGAGGCAUCAAGUAACAUUGAAUCCCACAACUGCUCAAGCGUUAGAAAUACCGCUUAUUCUGAAUAAAUACACCACAAAACAAUAAGACUUAGUUGUGACUUUUACUCUAGGAUAUACGACAAUUAUAGGACAAUUACAGGAGGUGAUCAAUCAUGAAAAUAUUUGAGCUUGCACUGGGACUAACUGAGAGGUUGGUAAGCCUGUGACCCAUGAUAAAGUUUGCAAAUUAGGCGCGAUUCAUGAUAAAUUACUAAAUUGCAUUAUGCUAUUGUCACUAUCAUCAAUUUUUGUUCUUGAUUGUUUUCUCUCAAGCCAAUUGUCGUUGCUUUCGGACAUAUUGCAGGGGCGGAUCUAGCUUUCCGCUGAAGUGGGGGUUUGGCUGCAUGACAAGGGAGGGGUAAUUUUUCUGUAACAUAUGGCUUUCUGGCAGCUCAAAGGAGGAGGGGGGGUUACCCCCCUAAACCCUCUCCCUGAUCUGCUACUCUAUUCUUUCUUGUAUCGCUCGAAAAUUUAAACGUUCUUUGAUUUGUAUCAAAGAGGAUCAUGGUUAGUUUUGAGCCCAAACUGUACAGCAGUCUUUCUGAUAAAAAAAGUGUCUUUAACCGAAGAAAAUAGGUAGAAAAAACCUUGUUCAGUACUGUUCUAUCAUUUUUUUUUUCACAAGAGUUCACAUCUGUCGUUGUUAUUUCUACUCUGUACAAAGUAGCAUUAGCAAUUAAUAAAAUGAUAGAUUUGGGAUUGUGUGAAUCAAGCUGUUGAACCCUUAUAACUUGUCUUUUUAACCAAUUGCAUCAUUUUCAA
Messenger RNA from Nematostella vectensis (starlet sea anemone), 9930 nucleotides. RefSeq lists its product as uncharacterized. Lineage: Eukaryota; Metazoa; Cnidaria; Anthozoa; Actiniaria; Edwardsiidae. Bases 3706 to 5283 code for a protein of 525 amino acids. Gene Ontology annotation, biological process: proteolysis. Gene Ontology annotation, molecular function: cysteine-type peptidase activity. The record is from RefSeq and is a predicted model, not a curated record. The transcript has a single exon.